Molecule: messenger RNA, 1959 nt
Organism: Macroventuria anomochaeta
Lineage: Eukaryota; Fungi; Ascomycota; Dothideomycetes; Pleosporales; Didymellaceae
Product: TPR-like protein
Exons: 2
Coding region: 1-1917 (638 amino acids)
Biological process (GO): cell division
Molecular function (GO): protein binding
Source: RefSeq, a predicted model, not a curated record
AUGGAAAAGUACCUGCGCGAGUGGCGGCAGGAUGCCGUCAACAAGCACCAGUACGACACGGCCAUCUUCGUCGCCGACAAGCUGCUGGCCAUCACCGGCGACGACCAGGAUGCAUUCUGGCUGGCUCAGGUCCACUUCAGCACCGGCAACUACAACCGCACCCAGUCGCUGCUCGCCCGCGGGAAGCUCAGCGACCGCAAUCCGCAGUGCCGGUACCUGGCCGCCCACUGCUCCAUCAAGCUCGGCAAGAUCGAGGAGGCGCUGCAGACUCUCGGUGAGAAGAACCCGUCGCACCUCGUCUCGGUGGCUGGCAGCGGGAGUGCGCGGCAGAAGCUGCGCCAUGUCGACACCAACAGCCGCGCUGGCGCAAGGCAUAACAAGUCGGGUGCGCGCAACGAGCGGCUGCCCACAAGCGAGGAGCGCGAUCGCGAAGAGGUCGACAACAUCAAGUCCGAGGCGGGCAUGUGCUACCUGCGCGGUGUCUGCUAUGCCAAGCAGAACUCAUUCGACCGCGCCAAGGAGUGCUACAAGACGGCCGUCCAGAUCGACGUGCAGUGCUUCGAGGCCUUCGAUGCCCUCAUGGCCAACUCGCUCAUGUCCCCCAAAGAAGAGUGGACGUUCAUCGAAUCGCUCAACUUCGACUCCAUCACCGCUCCCGGUAACUCCUCCCUUUCUCAAGAAGCCGCCGAGUUUACAAAGAACCUCUACACCACCCGUCUCUCCAAGUAUGCAAAACCUGAAGAGUUCGCCAACGCCACAGACACACUCAGCACCCACUACCGCCUGGGCAGCAACCCAGACAUCCUCCUCUCCAAGGCCGAUCUCAUGUUCACACAAUGCCGCUUCCGCGAAGCGCUCGCCCUCACAUCGUCCGUCCUUGCCAAGGACCAGUACAACUUCUCGAUCCUGCCCCUGCACCUCGCCUCGCUCUACGAACUGUCCCAGACAAACGCGCUCUUCCUCCUCGCCCACGACCUCGCCGACACUAACCCCAACGAACCCGGCUCCUGGCUCGCUGUCGGCAUCUACUACCUCUCCACAAACCGCAUCGCCGAAGCCCGCCGCUACUUCUCCAAAGCCUCAAUGAUGGACCCGCACUUCGGCCCAGCCUGGAUAGGAUUCGCCCACACCUUCGCCGCCGAAGGCGAACACGACCAAGCCAUCUCCGCAUACAGUACCGCCGCACGCCUGUUCCAAGGAACCCACCUCCCCCAACUGUUCCUCGGCAUGCAAAACCUGCAGCUCAGCAACCUCUCCCUCGCACGCGAGUACCUCAGCACCGCCUACAGCCUGUGCGACACCGACCCGUUACUGUUGAACGAGAUGGGCGUCGUAGCAUUCCACUCAACCGACCUGUCCGCCGCCAUCAAGCUCUUCCAGAAAGCACUAGGCUACUCGCAGCAGAACGAAGCAGACCCAGACUCCAUCAUCCCCACACGGAUCAACCUCGCGCACGCGCUGCGCCGCGACGGCGCGCUCGAAGAAGCGCUGCGCGUCUUCGAAGAAGUCCUGCGCCACGGCGUCAAAGAUCCCGGCGUCUUCACCGCCAAAGGCCUCGUUCUGCUUGAAGCCGGCCGGAGCUGGGACGCCGUCACCGUGCUGCACGAAGCGCUCGCCGUCGCGCCGCAGGAUCCUAUGGCGACCGACCUUCUCAACAGGGCGCUGGAGGCGAACGAGACUGAUAGCGCGGUGUUUAUGCUGGAAGCUGCCCCGAGUCAAAAUGGGAUGGGGCUGAUUGAGGAUGAGGUCGAUGAUCCGGUGUUCGAGGAGGCGCUGAAGAGGAGGAAGAAUGCGCUGAGGGAUAUGGAGCCGAAUAGAGUCGCGGGCAGACGCGGGAGGCGGAGGCGAUAUGCGGCCGGAUUUGUGGAGGAGGAGAGUGACGUGGGGGAGAGUAUGGUCGUGGACUCUGAUGGAUGAGUGUGGUUACGAGCUCUUCAAGGCAUCUUUCUCGAGGCAUCU